AUGGCCGAUCCAUAUGAUCCAGCGAAUCCGGGAAACGAUCCACUUCGUUCGGCCGAUGACAAUUAUCAGAAUUUGGGCGGUCUACCGUAUGCCAACAUGGAUCCAAACGCGCCCCACGGCACAGAUGUUCCACCGCCACCGACGGCUCAAGCUCCGCCCCUCGUUCAGGAAUCUGAUAAGGCGCCGAGUAGCAAGAAGCCAGUAAAAGGAGGAAAUGAUAUGGUGGGAAGCGGCGUUCAGGAAUUGCCAGAUUCCGAUCCAUCGGACUCGAGAAACUAUCGGGUCGACAAGCCGAAAGUCAAAAAGUUGAAGAAGAAAAUUAAACGCGUCAAAAUCGUCUACUGGAUAAUGAUCGUGUUGUGGGUUAUCGCGUUGGUCCUGUUCGUCCUCAUCCAUCUCAACACAUUCGGAAUCCACGUGUUGCCGUUUCUGCAGAAGGAUUGA
This is a messenger RNA of Caenorhabditis briggsae, 444 nucleotides long. Bases 1 to 444 code for a protein of 147 amino acids. Lineage: Eukaryota; Metazoa; Nematoda; Chromadorea; Rhabditida; Rhabditidae. The record is from RefSeq and is a predicted model, not a curated record. The transcript is spliced from 2 exons.